This is a messenger RNA of Arabidopsis arenosa, 2060 nucleotides long. The record is from the annotation of a GenBank genome assembly. Lineage: Eukaryota; Viridiplantae; Streptophyta; Magnoliopsida; Brassicales; Brassicaceae.
ACCGUCACCAGCUAGAGGCAGUGACUUUUUUGAGUAAGAGAGGCGAAUAUGGUUGGAGCAGAAAAGAGAUCCGAGAUGGUUGGAGUAGAAAAGAGAUCCGAUAUUAUGCAUAAUCUGUUCGGAGAUAAUUCCGAGGAAGAAGAGAUCGAAUCCGAACAUGAAUCCAAUCGUCAGCCUAACUACGCUUCUGAUGAGGCCGAGGGCGGGGUGGAGCCUGAAGGAGAAGGUGAAGCUGAGGUUGAAGUUCACGGAGAGGCUGAAGUUGAGUCUGAAGGGGAACAGGGAGAUGUAGAACUUGAUCCUGGAGAAAGUGAGGGUGAGAGGGAGCAAAGUUCACAGGAGGUUGAUGUUGCUGAUCCACAAGAGGAAAGUGAAACAAGAGAUAGUGAUAGUGAUAAUAAAGAAGAAGAACAUGGGGCUAGAGUAGCCAAAAAGAGGAGACAGGAUGUUGUUGAGAGUGGAUCAGAGAGGUCUGGUGAAAAGCAGUACGAGUCUGAAGAUGAAGAGGUUGAUCAGACUAGGAGUCCAAGUGAGGAGAAGGAAGAGACUCAAGUUGCACAGUCAGACGUAAAUAUUCGUAAUGUUUUUGGAUCUUCGGAUGAUGAAGAUGCAGAAGAAUAUGUUCGGAAUGACGUUGAGCAGGAUGAACAUAGAUCGCCAAUCGAAGAUGAAGAGGGCUCUGAGAAGGAUCUGAGACCCAAUGAUAUGGGGCUUGAUGAUAUGCUCCCUGAAGAGGAUCCUCAAUACGAGUCAGAAGCUGAGCAUGUUGAAGCUAGGUACAGGGAGAAGCCAGUUGGUCCCCCUUUGGAAGUGGAGGUUCCUUUCCGCCCUCCUCCAGGUGACCCCGUUAAGAUGAACAUGAUAAAAGUUUCCAAUAUCAUGGGAAUUGAUCCAAAGCCAUUCGAUGCCAAAACAUUCGUUGAAGAAGACAGAUUCGUGACAGAUGAACCUGGAGCAAAGAAGCGUAUUCGUUUGGAAAAUAAUAUUGUUCGCCAUAGGUUUGUUAAGAGUCGAGAUGGCAAAACAUAUACUGAAAGUAAUGCUCGGUUUGUAAGGUGGUCAGAUGGGAGCUUACAGCUAUUGAUAGGAAACGAAGUUCUUGACAUAACUGAACAAGAUGCAAAACAAGACCAGAAUCACCUCUUUAUCAAACAUGAAAAGGGUAUCCUUCAAUCACAAGGAAGAAUUUUGAAGAAAAUGAGAUUUAUCCCAUCAUCUCUAACGUCAAAUUCCCAUAGGCUUUUGACUGCCCUUGUUGAAUCGAGGCAGAAGAAGGCCUUCAAAGUUAAGAACUGUGUCACUGACAUUGACCCUGAGAGGGAGAAGGAGAAGAGAGAAAAGGCGGAAAGCCAAAACCUCAAGGCUAGUACAAAGCUGAGUCAGGCGAGGGAGAAAAUCAAGCGCAAAUAUUCACUUCCUGUUGAAAGGAGACAACUUUCCACCGGCUACUUGGAAGAUGCUCUUGAUGAGGAUGACGAGACAGACCACUAUGGUUCUCACCGUUCAAACCGUGGCUACGAGGAGGAUCUCGAAGCUGAAGCGCAACGGGAACGCCGGAUUCUGAACGCCAAGAAGAGCCGCAAAGGCAUUCCGGGGAGGUCUUCAAUGACUUCGGCCAGACCGUCAAGACGUCAAAUGGAGUAUUCUGAGAGUGAGAGAGAGGAAUCAGAAUAUGAGACGGAAGAAGAAGAGGAAGAAAAGUCUCCUCCCCGUGGUAGAGGAAAGGAAUCAGAAGAUGAAUAUGAGGAAGAUGCAGAAGAAGAUGAAGAUGAAGGAGGAGGAAAAUCUAACAGAUAUUCAGAUGAAGACGAAGAAGAGGAAGAGGCUGCGGGAGUAAGGGCAGAGAAGGAUCACCGUGGAAGUGGCCGGAAAAGGAAAGGGAUUGAGUCUGACGAGGAGGAGUCUCCGAGGAGAAAAGCUCCGACUCAUCGUCGCAAGGCCGUGAUUGAUGACAGUGACGAAGAUUAAUCAUUUUCGUUAAAUCUUUCACUCUCCUUUUGUCAAUUUGUUAUUAAUGUAGUCUGGAAUUAGACUCGUUUUAAUCAAAAUAAGAACACGAA